GGUGCUGCCGCUGCCGCCGCUGCGCCGAGCAGAGCUGAGCCGAGCCGAGCCGAGCAUGGCAGGACUCGGGCAGAACCUGGCCGUGGUGGUGCACCGAGCCGGGGACCUGCGCCUGGAAAACCGGCCAAUCCCUGAACCAGGUCCCAAUGAAGUCCUCCUGCGGAUGCAUUCUGUUGGGAUCUGUGGAUCUGACGUUCACUACUGGCAGCACGGUCGGAUUGGGGAUUUUGUUGUAAAGGAUCCCAUGAUACUGGGGCAUGAGGCUUCUGGGACUGUCAUCAAAGUGGGAUCAGGAGUAACUCAUUUGCAGCCAGGUGAUCGAGUGGCCAUUGAGCCGGGUGUCCCAAGAGAAAUAGAUGAGUUCUGCAAACUUGGACGCUACAACCUCUCUCCAACCAUCUUCUUCUGUGCAACACCUCCUGAUGAUGGGAACUUGUGCCGCUACUACAAACACAGUGCCAGCUUCUGCUACAAGCUUCCAGAUAAUGUCACCUUUGAAGAAGGGGCCCUUAUUGAGCCCCUUUCUGUGGGAAUUCAUGCCUGCCGAAGAGCUGGAGUCACUCUGGGAAGCAAAGUCUUCGUGUCUGGCUCUGGACCAAUUGGCCUUGUUAACGUGCUUGUUGCUAAGGUGAUGGGCGCAGCAGCUGUGGUAGUUACAGAUUUAUCUGCCUCUCGUCUGCAGAAAGCCAAGGAGAUAGGGGCAGAUUUCACCAUUCAGGUAAAGAAUGAGACCCCGCAGGAGGUAGCCUCCAAAGUAGAAAGUCUGCUUGGCUGCAUGCCCGAUAUAACUGUGGAGUGUACAGGAGUGCAAGCCUGCGUCCAGGCUGGCAUUUAUGCCACUCGCUCUGGCGGGACCUUGGUGCUGGUGGGACUAGGGCCUGAAAUGGUCACUGUACCCAUCGUUAAUGCUGCCGUGCGGGAGGUGGAUAUCAAGGGGAUAUUCCGCUACUGCAACACGUGGCCCAUGGCAAUUGCUCUUCUUGCAUCCAAGCGCAUCAACGUCAAGCCCUUGGUUACACAUCGCUUCCCCUUGGAAAAGGCUCUGGAAGCAUUCGAGACCACUAAGAGGGGUGAGGGAAUAAAAGUUAUGCUGAAGUGCGACCCCACUGACCACAACCCCUGAGAUGUAGUGGUGCCCGGCCCUUUCCCCUGUUACGCUGCCUGUAUGUGACUUGACGGAUGAGGCCAUGGGAGGCUGAUGUAUGGCUAUUGCAUGUUCUCAGUCACCUUAUGCAGGCACUCCUUUGUAUCAGAGCUAUAAAAUCAGACUGCAAUGAGAGUGAAGAACACUGAGGGGUAUUUACAGCUAGCUACAAAUGAAGAACCUAUAGGAAAUAGUUUGAGGCAAAAUGCUGCUCUUUGAUUAGAGACCUUGAUUUGCACAGUUGGCUCUUCUCCAGCAGACCACAUGCUCUGAAGAAUCUGGGUUUCUCUGCAUGUGUUGAGCAGAGUGCUUCCCUUGUGCAUGUUCCAAGAGGUGCCCAUGUGGCCCUGGGGGUUUGUCUGUGGACAGAUGGUGGGAGGACAUCACCUAUGGCAAAAAUGGAUGAGAAGACUGAAAUGCUGGUGCUAUGCCUUCCUGCCCCAGCACUACCCUAAGAGUGCUUGCCACAGCUCUUCCUGCAUACAAAUCCCUGGGCAUAGGAUAGCUGUACUUGAAUAUUCUGCCUUCCAGUUAUGUGUUCCCUUGAGGAUGCUCAGGGGUUUGAAUAGCCUGUAGGACAAAGUCUGGCCAGCCCAUUUCCAGCCUUACAUUCAAGUAAUUCCCUCCAUGCUCUUUGCAAGUAGCUCUGGAACAAACUGUAGGCCCAAAGCCUAGAUGCCAGGGCUUUUUUGGAGAAGCUAGUCUGGAAGCUGGCUAGGGCUACGUAUCUGCCAUGUAAUCCUCCCCCUCCCCCAGCAGCUCCCAAUGGGGCAAAAUGAACUGCUGCAGAGCAGGGUGUAGUGUGUUUGCAGCAGAACUGCCCUGUCUCCAGCGAGGAGUGUAGAGAGCCCAGUCCUAACCUGAGUAACCCACAGAUGCAGAUCACCGUGGCCCGUGAGAAGGGGCUGCUGUCGAGGGCACAGGUUUCUUUUAGCAUGGAGGGAUGUACAGGAAAGAGGUGAGAGGACAGCAUCACUCAGAUGUUUUCCCACUGCAAAGGAAUCACAGCUUGAUAUCAGAGCUUCCUGCUGAGUUUGUGAGCUAUGACUGAGGUACUAAUGUGUCAGCAAGUUGCAGAUAACAAAAUCUAAUUGUAAAUUACAGUUGUCUUAAUUCUAAUACUAGGAGAUCAAUCCAAGAAUCCUCUCUUGGGCCGGUACUGAACUUUACCCAAUAAAUGCUUCCUACCUGA
This is a messenger RNA of Rhea pennata, 2336 nucleotides long. It is a transcript of the gene SORD, whose product is annotated as sorbitol dehydrogenase. The coding region runs from base 56 to 1123 and encodes 355 amino acids. Gene Ontology annotation, biological process: D-sorbitol catabolic process. Lineage: Eukaryota; Metazoa; Chordata; Aves; Rheiformes; Rheidae. The record is from RefSeq and is a predicted model, not a curated record. The transcript is spliced from 9 exons. Gene Ontology annotation, molecular function: L-iditol 2-dehydrogenase (NAD+) activity; zinc ion binding.